CCUCUCUAUUUCUUCCUUUUCUUUCUCCUUCUUCUUCAAUCUCUCCUUGCUUUAUAUAGUCUCUUCAUUCCAGCAAGUACCAUAUCUUAAUUUUCUCACUUUCCACCUUCUUCUUUCUUCUCCAAAACGAAUAGAGACUAGAGACCUAGCUUUCUCCAUCUGGGUUUUCGUUUUCAACUACUGCAAGCUUUUGAGCAGCUUUGAGAGGGAUAAUAUCAAGAAUUCGUGGUCUGGGUUUUGAUCCAGUACUUGUAAGGAUGGAUACUAGUUCGACUUCGGCAGCUAUGGAUUAUUCUUAUUCAUUGGUAGAUACUUCUUUGGAUCUUAACAUUAAUCCUCGACGUUCUAACGAUGUUGCUCCUGUACGAGAAAGAUUAGGCUUGUCCAAAGAAGUUCAAAGCAAUUUCAUGGAGUUGGGGAGGAAGGUUUCUGUGAAACAAGAGAAUGGAGCUUUGGUAGAGGAAUUGAACCGAGUGAGCGCAGAGAACAAGAAGCUCACAGAAAUGCUGAAUGUUCUGUGUGAAAACUACAACGUUUUGAGAAGCCAGUUAAUGGAUUACAUGAGCAAGAAUCCAGACAAGGAACUUAGCCCAUCAAGGAAGAGAAAAUCUGAGAGCAGCAACAACAAUAUCAAUGAUAAUACAGUUGCAAUGAAUAGGAAUUCUGAGAGCAGCUCAACUGAUGAAGAAUCAUGCAAGAAACCAAAGGAAGAAGUAAUCAAAUCAAAGGUUUCAAAGGUCUAUGUGAGGACACAAGCAUCAGAUGCAAGCCUAGUUGUCAAGGAUGGAUAUCAAUGGAGAAAAUAUGGGCAAAAGGUCACAAGAGAUAAUCCGUCUCCAAGAGCUUACUUCAAAUGCUCUUUUGCUCCUACUUGCCCGGUGAAGAAGAAGGUUCAAAGAAGCAUUGAAGACCAAUCUGUUCUAGUGGCAACUUAUGAAGGAGAGCACAAUCAUCCACAUCCCUCACAAAUGGAGGCAACUUCAGCUGCAACUCGUAGUCUGAACCUUGGCUCAGUACCCUGCUCAGCCUCACUUGGCUCUUCUGGACCGACCGUUACUCUUGACUUAACAAAAUCCAAGACCAACAACAAUGAUGCUAGAAUUUCAAAUUCAAGAAUGGAAAGUAGUUCUGAUGUCAGGCAGUUAUUGGUGGAACAGAUGGCUUCUUCCUUGACUAAAGAUCCCAAUUUCACAGCAGCACUAGCAGCAGCUAUUUCAGGAAGAAUGUUGCAGUAGGAUCACACAGAAAAUUUAGCCAUUUACUAUAUGUAUAAUUUAGAUGAUAAUUAUUUUGAGUUUGUAAUCUCUCUCACCAUUUUGAAGUUUGGAUUCUGAUGUAUUUGUAAAUACAACAUCAAAAAGAAGAAAAGGGGAAAGGGAAAACAAAAGCUCCUUUUCUUUUACAGAAAAUCUUUUCUGCAUUUUUGUCAUUUUGGGUACUUAAAAAAUUGUUGAAUGAAAAAAAUAUUUUCUAGCCAUUUUUAAGAA
Messenger RNA from Manihot esculenta (cassava), 1487 nucleotides. RefSeq names its product probable WRKY transcription factor 40. Bases 258 to 1235 code for a protein of 325 amino acids. The record is from RefSeq and is a predicted model, not a curated record. Gene Ontology annotation, biological process: regulation of DNA-templated transcription. NCBI's taxonomy places the organism in Eukaryota, Viridiplantae, Streptophyta, Magnoliopsida, Malpighiales, Euphorbiaceae. Gene Ontology annotation, molecular function: DNA-binding transcription factor activity; sequence-specific DNA binding. The transcript is spliced from 4 exons.